UGCAUAUUCACGGCCACACUUUCACAAAUUGGGCAGAAUCCGACCAGUCAAAUCGCUGUCGAGAAAAUUUCCACAGGUGAGAUCGCACCUUCUUCUUUAAUUUGAGGGGAAUUUUCCCGCCAGCGGAACUUGUGCUUCGGUUCCUAAAUUCAAAUCUGGAUUUCUAUCUGGGAGUUUGUGUUUCAAUUCCGUUUUUUCCUCCCACUCUAGGGUUCUCUCUCCGAGUGCCUACUUGGAUGCUCCGGAUCCAUUUUCUCGUUCUUAGUUGCCGCCUCGUGCUUUAAUAGCUUUACCCCGUUCUGAAUUGUUCUCCUUCUCGAUGAAUUUCAGGCUGCUGCUGAGACUGAACUAGAGUUUCUUCUCCCAAGUUCUGUUUGAUUUGGCUCAGUAUCAAACGCUUGGAACUGGGAACUCACUAUUUUGCUGCGGAAGGAAACAAAGCGAGUUCUGGGUUCUGGGUAUUGGAAUCUCUUUGCUUUAGAGUUCGGGGUGCGGAGGUGGGUUUAUUCUAACCCUGAGAUGCUGUAAUAUUCAGUUGUCUGUUUUCGCAUCGUGAUUCUGCAAUCUCAAAGGCGUGAAGAAGUGGCUUGCUGGAUAGUCUGAGACUCCCCAGGGGAGAAAGAGUAGACACAAAUGGGGGAUUACUAUGACAUUGAUGACAUUCUUGCCGAAGAAGAUUUUGUGCCAGUUCAAUUCCACAAGGCAGUGAAUGGGGUGAAAAUUGAUGAAAGUUCAGAAAGAGGCUUUGUUGAACAAGAUUCAAAGGCAGAGCUGCCAUUUUGGCUUGCGCGGGGUUUGCACUUGCAACAAGCCAUAUCAAUCAAAGUUCCUGCUUGUUUCAAUAGAAAUACUAGGUUAGAAAUUGAGGCUGAUGCUGGAUCUGUUGACUUAAGAUCUCGCUGCUCAUACUUCUAUGAGUUUGGAUGUAAAGUAGCACCAUAUUGCGACAAGAGCAUUGGACUAUUGGUCUCAUACGCGUUCAAAGCCCGGUACAAGGAGGUUCUGUACAAGGCACACACAAAAGCAUUUGCAGCAGCAUCCAAAAUCAUGACCUUUCUAACCAAAGAAGAAACCAAUUUGUAUGAAGCAGCUCAAUCCUCCAUGGCAGCCUUUAGGAAAUGGAGAAUGGGCGGUCCUAGAUUGCAGAGAGCUUCAAUUCUUGGAAGGAAAAGAAAACCAGCCGAGUAG
Molecule: messenger RNA, 1188 nt
Organism: Linum tenue
Lineage: Eukaryota; Viridiplantae; Streptophyta; Magnoliopsida; Malpighiales; Linaceae
Source: the annotation of a GenBank genome assembly